This is a messenger RNA of Clarias gariepinus (North African catfish), 519 nucleotides long. The record is from the annotation of a RefSeq genome assembly. Lineage: Eukaryota; Metazoa; Chordata; Actinopteri; Siluriformes; Clariidae.
AUGAUAUAUUUUCUUGAUUUAUUGUUGUUAUGUUUAGUUGUGGGGUUAGUUGGGGUAGCUUCUAAUCCUGCACCUUAUUUUGCGGCGUUAGGGUUGGCUAUGGCGGCUGGUGUUGGUUGUGGGGUUUUGGUGGGGCAUGGGGGGUCAUUAGUUGGUUUAAUGUUAUUUUUGAUUUAUUUGGGGGGGAUGUUGGUGGUGUUUGCGUAUUCAGCAGCGUUAGCUGCUGAGCCGUUUCCCGAAACGUGGGGAGGGGGGUCUGUUAAGGUUUAUGUUUUGGUUUAUUUAUUUGGGGUGGGGGUUGCCAUGUGUUGGUUUUGAGGGGGAUAUGGCGGUUAUUGGGUGGUUAUGGAUGAAUUUAAGGAGUUUUUUGUGGUUCGUGGAGAUGUUAGUGGGGCUUCUUUGAUGUAUUCUGCUGGUGGUGGGUUAUUAAUUGUAUGUGCGUGAGUAUUAUUAUUGUGUUUGUUUGUGGUGUUGGAGUUAACUCGAGGUUUAAGUCGUGGAGCUCUUCGUGCUGUUUAA